AUGAUUCAACUCGAGGUUGUCGGGCCAGGCACUUUGACGCCGGGCCUGAACAAGGACCCAGUAUACUGCGUUCAGUCCGAAAGUGUCGCUGAACUCGAGCUCGACCGGCCCCUCCUUGCUGCGUACCGUCUUUCCGUUAGGCACAACCCACUUCAGUUUAGGAAUGACUCGCGAGUCGCGGAGCGAGAGUACGAGUAUGCUGAUGUGGAUUGUGAGGCCGAGUCUGAAGGAGAAGUAGCGGCAGCCGAACCGCGGAUCGCUCAGUGCCGCUUUUGUCAUUUGCUGGAUGAGUUCGAGACUAACCAAGGGGCGUGCCUCGUAGCCCUCGAACAGGUCCCCUUCGUCUUUGAGGGUGGUGCGCACGAAGUCGAGGAUCUCGGCCGCGUUGUUCGAGGUACCGCCUUGGCAAUAUUCUCCUUGCCCCUCGACGCAAUGUUGUUCGCGAUGAGGGAUGCAAAUGCCUUCAACGUGGGUGCAGGCUGGGGCUGA
This is a messenger RNA of Trichosporon asahii var. asahii CBS 2479, 489 nucleotides long. RefSeq lists its product as uncharacterized. The coding region runs from base 1 to 489 and encodes 162 amino acids. Lineage: Eukaryota; Fungi; Basidiomycota; Tremellomycetes; Trichosporonales; Trichosporonaceae. The transcript is spliced from 3 exons. The record is from RefSeq and is a predicted model, not a curated record.